Messenger RNA from Penicillium cinerascens, 381 nucleotides. RefSeq lists its product as uncharacterized. The coding region runs from base 1 to 381 and encodes 126 amino acids. The record is from RefSeq and is a predicted model, not a curated record. Gene Ontology annotation, cellular component: cytoplasm. The transcript has 2 exons. Lineage: Eukaryota; Fungi; Ascomycota; Eurotiomycetes; Eurotiales; Aspergillaceae. Gene Ontology annotation, biological process: cinnamic acid catabolic process; ferulate metabolic process. Gene Ontology annotation, molecular function: carboxy-lyase activity.
AUGCUGUCUGCAUUAGACAUAGACGAGCGCGAUAUCCGAGGCCGAGUUUCGAGUUCCCAUGGAUACACCAUGAACCAUGGGACUGAUGCGGAUCGAUGCCAAUUUUCCAACACCGAGCCUCACCUCUGCUUCCGAUCCUUUGUAGAGGCAUUAAAAGCCGACAAUGACUUGCUCGAGAUCGAUACCCCUGUCGACCCCAGCCUCGAAGCGGCUGCCAUUACUCGUUGGCUUCCCGCUUAUUCCGUCGUUUCUGAUGUUCUUAUGCCUACCGAGUAUACCACCGGGAGGGAUUGGGUGGCUGCCGAUUUUGAGAACUCGUAUCCUGAGGAUCUCCAGAAGGUGUUGGACAAUUGGACCAAGAUGGGAUUCCGGGAGGAGUAA